Molecule: messenger RNA, 999 nt
Organism: Echinostoma caproni
Lineage: Eukaryota; Metazoa; Platyhelminthes; Trematoda; Plagiorchiida; Echinostomatidae
Source: the annotation of a GenBank genome assembly
AUGGGGUGUUGUGAAAUUAUACAGCAUCACUAUAGCACCAUCUACUUAAACGUUUCCAAGCCAUUAGUUCCGGUCGCCCGGGACGGUCGUGGAACCGUGAAACCAAUCAACGAUCUGGAUUUGCCUAUUCUUAUGGCCCCAAGAGGCUUCUGUGAUCCGAGCGAAAAUAGCCAAAAUCCAUCGGAGCUGGUGGUUCUCAUAAAGUCCUGUGUCCGUUGCCGGAAGGAUCGUUAUUGGACACGUGAAACACUCAUGCAACCACAUUUGUGGAGUGAUUUUCGUGUUCGAUUCGUGUUUGUCACUGGAAUACCCUCAGUCAAUUACACCGGGAAUAUCCACUUCGAGGGAGUAUCAGUCAAUCAUCGUAGUCAUGGUAAUGAGAAACAGGAUUACGUGAGCACAAAAGGGGAAUUGUUAUCAGAGGCAAAUCAAUUUGGUGAUAUGCUGAUCGGCGAUUUUGAGGAUCACUACUUUUCACUGACUCUGAAGCAAACAUUCAUAUUUCGUUGGAUCUCGGCGUUUUGCGCUCACGAGUCCCAGUUAUUCUUGUUUUUGGAUCACGACUACACGGUCAUUCCAACCAAUCUUAUCAGAUUUGUACGCGGAUUACCCGCAGAAAUAUUGCCGGAGUUGAGUUUUGGUAUUCCUGGUCAAAAUCAUUUGGUAGUGCGUCCCCAGCAGAAGUCUAACAACCGCUGGGCCAUAUCGGAAGAUGAGUUCCCAUGGGACUACUAUCCUGCGUAUUUUGGAGGGCAUUCGUAUGUCAAAGGAAUCAAUGUUGUGACAGAUCUAGCAAUCGCCUCGGCUUUUGUCCACCCACUACGAGUGGAAGAUGCUUAUAUGGGCAUUCUGCGUUACAAGUUGCAAAUCCAAACUUAUGUAGUACGCAAAUUUGUGCAUAGAGUCCAGUCGGCAGAAGAACUACAGAGCACAAUUAUUGGAAACUCCUGGUACAUACACAAGUUUUUCAAUUGGAAAAUCGGUCAGAUUAUCCAGUAG